AUGGCGCAGUCAAAGUAUGAAACCACCCGAGUGAAAGUGGAUCCGACGAUAGGCGUCAUUGAUCUGCAAAAGGUUUUGAAGAAGCAUGUGGACAAUGCCCAAGACAAGGAUAUUUGGAAUAUUCUGAAGCAUCCCACCGGUGCUCCCUUCUCUUGGAAGACGGCGGUAUGUAUUCCGUGGAUCGCUCAGGCAGCCUAUCUCCUCGUAGAUUUCCUCCAGGUAGCCCCGAACUGCGUUCUGCCUGCGGCGAAGCUUCGCACGAGUUUGAAGCGGUUGGUGGUUGCGUGUACGGAGAAAACCAAGAAAGUGAACCGCACGAACUAUGCUACAGAUGAUUUCGUGGACCAGAUCGACAGCAGAAUUCGCAUCCUGCUAAGCCAAGUCCGGUGUUUGAAGAAGCAGGACGAGUACGUGAGAGCAGUGCGGACAGCCACGGAGUCGGAAAAGGCAAGGAUCGACAUGGUGUUGUCUCAUGUGUUCUCCGAGAAGGAGAACACGGUUGGGGCAAGCUCCAGCGGCCAAGCGACUGGUCUGGAGAUAGUUCCUUAUAGACCUCCAGAGAUGCGGAGCGAGGGCAUUUUUGGAAGAAUCUUGGCGAAGCAGGAUAGCAGCCCACGGCCCUUGAAGAAAGCUAGCCUGGUGAUGGGGCCUGGAAGUCCCGUCAAGAUUUGGAGGGGAGCCGCGAAGAUCUGCAGUCCGAAAGCUUCUGCGAGGGCGGCUGAGGACCCCACGGUGUUCGGGAGGCCUUUGAUGGUUGGAGAUUUGGGAAGCAGCUCCAGCGAGGAAGGUGCUUCACAAGCUGCUGCCUCCAGCUCUAGCAGGCCGGUCAGGAAGGUGGCCCCAAAGGCAGAGGCUCUGGUGAAGCCUUUGGUGUCAGAAGCUGCCUCGUAUGGCUUGGAUGCUGGAGAUCUGGACAUCAUGAAGCAGGCGAGCGCGAAGGGCGCUUACAAGUGCAGUUUCAAGAAACGAAAGACCUCCGCUGUCUACCAUAAGGAGCACACACUGAGGCUCAGGUUGGGCGACUCCCCGCAGACUGCGAAGAAGAAGGCCAGAGCUGCCAUGGCAGAGGUUGCAUCCAAGAUAGAUGCCGGUAUCAUCACUGAGCAUGGCUCCUAG
Messenger RNA from Symbiodinium sp. CCMP2592, 1116 nucleotides. NCBI's taxonomy places the organism in Eukaryota, Dinophyceae, Suessiales, Symbiodiniaceae. The record is from the annotation of a GenBank genome assembly.